Microthlaspi erraticum is the source of this 477-nucleotide messenger RNA. The record is from the annotation of a GenBank genome assembly. Lineage: Eukaryota; Viridiplantae; Streptophyta; Magnoliopsida; Brassicales; Brassicaceae.
AUGGAUUUCAUCAAGACCAGUUCCCUGCGUGCUCUGAUUGAGUUAACUUUCCAACGCAACUGGAACGGCCUAAUUUGGAUGAGUAGAAAAGGAGUUAUAACCAAAAGAGUGAAGACUGUCCAGACGGCUCUAUCGAGAAUCAGCGCCCAACCGCGCAGUCCGGCUGGCCGAGAAACUAUUGUUUCGCGCUCGGCCAAAGUCAUAUCCGUCCGUCUGAAGUCUCGGCCAAAGUUGAAACCGACCGGCCGAUCACGCAACACGACCCGGGAAACAUUGUCCCGCGGUCGGCCAAGCUCCAAAGCUCCACGCCGCCGCGCACGACCAUGCCGCGCGAGCCGGGGAACAAGGCCUCGCGGCCGCGCAACCCGUUUCGCGUACCACGGCCGAUGCAUCCGUCCGAGCCGGGAAAGAACGUCCCACGUCCGGCCGAGAAACCAUCGGCCAAAUCUUCGUCCGCCGACCAGCGGCCGACCGUGA